This is a messenger RNA of Liolophura sinensis, 804 nucleotides long. Its product is annotated as histone H1-delta-like. Gene Ontology annotation, biological process: nucleosome assembly. The record is from RefSeq and is a predicted model, not a curated record. Bases 1 to 804 code for a protein of 267 amino acids. Gene Ontology annotation, molecular function: structural constituent of chromatin; DNA binding. Gene Ontology annotation, cellular component: nucleosome. NCBI's taxonomy places the organism in Eukaryota, Metazoa, Mollusca, Polyplacophora, Chitonida, Chitonidae. The transcript has a single exon.
AUGGACAUCGACGAAGAAUUAGCCAUAAUAUCGGGGACAAAACUUACGGAAUCCAAGAAGACAGCGCAACCACAUCCGAAAUACAGAGAUAUGGUGAUAAAGGCGUUGACAGCUCUACAAGAGAAAGGUGGGUCGUCGAGGCUGAAAAUUCUCAGGUAUAUAGUGUCGCAGUUUAACGUGGUGGACGAGGCACGGGCUAACGUACACCUGAAAUUGGCUCUGAAGAACGCUGUGACUGACGGAACGCUGAUUCAGUCAAAUGGAACAGGAGCGGCUGGCUCGUUCCGACUCAGUGACGCGACAGUGAGCGCUCAGUCUAAAGGGAAGAAGUCGACACAGAUUGCAGGUAAACCCAAGAAGAAAGAACUAAACGGAUCAAUGAAAACAAAUAACCAGUCAGUCAAAAAGGUGCCACGUAAACCUAAAUUAGGUACACAGAAAGAAAAAGCCCCUGCCACCAAAAACGGAGUUACGAAGGACCAAGCACGAGGUGUUACGAAUAAAGGGAAAGCAAAUACAACAGAAAAAGGUGCUACCAAAGUCAACAAGGCAGCUGGAAGAAAGAAAUCUUUAGCUGGAAAGAAGGAUGCCUGCAGGAAAUCAAUUAAGGGAAACUACACGACCCCAUCAGCCUCAUAUGUACAGACUAACUCCAAGAAAUCCACGUCCAAGAAACAAACUGCCUGUAACAACAGCAAGAUAGCAAGCGCAAAGAAAGUGCCCAAAGCGAAACAAAGCCCGAAAACCAAGUCAACAACAACAACCAAGAGGAUAACUCGGAACUCAAUGAACAAGAAAAGUUAA